UAUUACAUGCUUAUACGGAGAUUUGUUGACAUACUAACUUUGUACGCGCUAUCCACGUGGCUCAUUCAUUCUCACCGGCCGAGUAUUUUCUGUGUGACUGCAAAGAUAAAGACAAGCGAUCGAUAAACUCAUAUAUAUUCAUCUGAAGAUUCGUAUUAAAUCAUUCUUAGUUUUGUAUCUCCUAUAUUUGUAAUAACUUUCUCGAGUGACAUUCGACGAAAUGGUUUUGGAAAGUGAUCAAAAUGGAGGAGGAGAUGCCCCGAGAGCAGCUGUUUCGCAGCCUGCUGGAGCACACGACGACAAGCAUGAUGUCCCCGAAAGUAAGGGGGACUCGAGCAACGACGACAGCCGUAUUGCUUUGAAACCUGAGAUUGGUCUCUUCAGCAGUUGUACAAUCAUUGUGGGUUGCAUCGUGGGAUCUGGUAUCUUCCUAUCACCCAAGAAUGUACUCGAUAAUGCUGGAUCUGUCGGAAUGUCCAUGGUAGUCUGGGUUGUAUCUGGUAUAUUCUCCUUGAUUGGUGCUUUGUGCUUCGCAGAAUUAGGUACCACUAUUCCCAAGAGUGGUGGAGAGUAUGCUUACAUCAUGGCCAGCUUUGGUGAUCUUCCAGCCUUCGUGUUGUUAUGGGUUACUUUGAUCAUCAUUAAUCCGACCGGACAAACCAUCGUAGCUCUCACCUUUGCAUACUAUGUAGUGCAACCCUUCUACCCUACAGAAGAUUGCCCUCCACCAGAUAUCUUCGUUAGAUUGAUGGCAAUUCUGUGUCUAGCUUUGCUUACUUUUGUGAAUUCUUGGAGUGUUCCUUGGGCUACACGUGUACAGGAUGUCUUCACUGUGGCUAAGAUCUUAGCUCUGGUUAUCAUCAUUGGAACAGGACUAGUCUAUAUCUGCCAGGGAAAAACUGAAAAUUUCCAGAAACCAUUUGAAGGAAGUAAGAAUGGUGAGAGUAUUGCCCUCGCGUUUUAUGGCGGUCUAUUCGCCUAUGCUGCAUGGAAUUAUUUGAAUUAUUUGACAGAGGAGAUCAAAGACCCUAUCAAAAAUCUUCCACGUGGUAUAAUGAUUUCUAUGCCUAUGGUAACAAUCAUCUAUGUGUUGGCUAACGUUGCUUACUUCGCCGUUCUAUCACCAGAGGAAUUAGCCGCAUCAAAUGCUGUUGCUGUGACAUUUGGUAAGAAGGUGUUUGGUCGAAUGGCAUGGAUAAUGCCAGUCUCUGUUGCUAUGUCAACGUUUGGAGGUGUCAACGGUGGUUUCCUGUCGCUGUCUAGGUUAUUUUUCGUUGGUGCUCGUGAGGGGCAACUUCCCGAGUGGUUAGCCAUGAUUCAAGUCAACAGAAAAACACCUAUGCCUUCACUUGUGUUCACGUGCAUUAUGUCAAUUGUGUAUGUGUUUGUGCCUACGAUCGACUCUCUACUCAACUACUUCAGCUUUAUGACCUGGUUAUCUAUUGGAGCUGCUGUCGUAGGUCUCAUCUAUCUCAGGAUUACUCAGCCUAACCUAGAAAGACCCAUUAAGUUUAACAUCCUGCUUCCCAUCACCUUUGUGUUAGCCUGUAUCUUCUUGGUUAUCAUGGGAACCGUAGCAGCGCCUAUGGAUACACUGAUAGGUCUGGCAAUCACUCUCACAGGUUUCCCAGUCUACUUCCUAUGUGUGUGGUAUAAGAAGAAACCACUUUUCAUCUUGAACAUGAACCGUAAAAUCACUCACUGUGUGCAGAAGCUGCUUGUAGUAGUAGGUGAGGAGAAGGAAGCAUGAGGUAACUUGAUUGGGCUUCCCAUCUAUGAUGUCAUCAAUGAUGUCAUCAAUGGGGUCAUCAAACUUUGUUCAUCCAGGAGUAAUGGAACCUAUCAGACUCGGCAUCCAGACUACUCACAUUCAGCGUAAAAAACUCAUGUAGCUGUACAUCGAGUAAAUUAAAAUGUUCCAGUCUUAACAUCAUAUAAAGAAACAUCGUAUAAUGAAAUCCAAGUUUUAGCAUUGUUUCGAACAAAACACUUGAUUAAGAAUCGGUACUGUGCUCUGGUGACGUGUAGGCGGGGCUUAUCGUGAGCGUACAAUGAUGAUUGGCCAGCUGUCGUGUCAACUGACCUCUUCAAAACUUGUUUCUUUAUACGAUGUUGUUCUCUACUCUGUACGCCCCUUUCACUAGUAUUUAUGGUGAUUCUUCAUACAACGUUUCUUCAUACAAGUUAGUGUGAUCAGGCUAGGAUUGAGAUUUCCUUGCUCAUCAGUCUACAGCACUCAUCAUUAAACUUACAAAUCUUUUCUAUUCUACAUAAUCAGUAUGGACUAGCACAAAUGUUGGUUUGUCCUUCAUUAACAACCAAGGUGAUGAUUGUUCACUUUGAAGUGUAUAUAUCUAUGAAUUGGCUGAAAAGGAUACAUGAAACAUGCAAACAUAUUUAGCAUAUGUUUGACUCCAUUUAUGUGUAGGAAUGCUGUUUAUUAUGAAAUGACGAUUGUAUUUAUUAAGAGGUCUAUUUUUUUUAAAUGCUGUCACCUCUACAAUACAUCUACCCUACCCAUGACAUUAACAACAAAAGUAAGAUAUUUAAAAAAAAAUGGAAAAGAAGAAGAACACAAAAUUAAUAUAUAUAAAAAUUGAAGUGGCAUAGUGGCAAUAUUUUUAUGAAAAUAAUCUGUUGCUACCGAAAGUCAAUCUAUCUUUAUAACAAUAAUUACAGCAUUAGAUAUUUCUAGUUUAAAUUUGACAAUAUUGACCUCAACAUUAUGUCAUGUAUGAGAUUAGCCGUCCUAUCAGUCAUAACUAAAUAUUAGGAUUGAAAAAAUAAAAAAAAUAAAAAAAGAAAGAAAGAAAGAAAGACAAAAAAAAUCCACCUAGAAUCAUUAUGCUGGUUACAUUCAUGGGUGGCCUUAUGUUUGGGAAAACUUCUACGUGUAUAUAGCUGAUACAGUAAAUUUACAAUAUUUCAUGCACUUAAAAAGUUGGAAUUAAAUUACUAGAAAAUGCAGAGCCAUGGAGACUUUUGCAGAAAUUAUGUUAUUUUUUAUUUAGAGAGUUAAUUCACUAGUCUUCCAAACUUUUUGAGAAAAAAAUGACUCUGAUUCGUACUUUCAAGUUUGAUUUCAAUCUGAAUGUUUAAUAACAAUGUUUCAUACAUGUAAAUAUAUCAGAUGAUAGUACAUUUCGUGAGUAAAUAUCAGAUGAUAGUACAUUUCGUGAGUAAAUAUCAGAUGAUAGUACAUUUCGUGAGUAAAUAUCAGAUGAUAGUACAUUUCGUGAGUAAAUAUCAGAUGAUAGUACACUUUGUGAGUAAUACACUAAUCUAUCAUUCCAAUUUAUUUAUACUUCUGAUGUAAAUACAAUAUUAGUUUCAUGAUUGUCUGAUGCAAUGUACAGUUGAAUUGUGGGUCUCUUUCCUGACAUUAUAAUUGCAAUCGUUAUUUGGCAUAUAAUGAUUGUGCAUUAACAUUCAAAUGGUAGAGCCCUUGUGCUACAUGAAAUUCAUAUGAACAUCAUAUCAGCUAUGAUGUAGCACUGCUCUGCUGUGGGUUUCAAUAGUAACAAUAGUAAUAUGCAUCUAACAAUUGUUCUGGAACCAUAUGCACUGAAGUAAAUUAUGCUCCUUGUUCAGUCUGUGCUGUGUUCUUGAAAUAAACCCCUCAAGUUUGAUCUAUCAUAUCUCUCUUGUCACGCCACGAUUAUCAUUAUGUUUAGUAUCAUUAGAAAGUACUGGUAUGUUUAUACCUUUGUAACAUGAUACCGUGUUUGUUAUGUCUUUGCACGCAUGAAGUGUGCAUUACAUCAGAAUAAGGGGCAGGGUCAAGAGUUGCAAAAUGCACGGGUAAGCACUGGUAUUGUUAUGCAGUACACUACACAUAAUAAUAUAUCUGUUUGAUCGGUGUAUUGAGCGCUAUAUAAAAAAAACAGAUUAUUAUUACACAGGAGCCCUACACUCUUCAAUAAAAGAAGAAUGCAUAUCCAAACGAAAGCAGGGGAUUUUGCAACUUUUAAUCUUUCACCUUGCCCCUUUCGUAAAUUUAAAGCACAUAUCAUGACUGAAUAAUCAUAACAUAUGAGUUAUCAAUUUGAAGAAGAAUCAACACACUUUCUGAUGAUUUUAUGCAUAGCGAUGAUUAUGCUAGAGCUGGAGAGAUAUAAUCAAUCAAACUGAGGGAAUAUAAUUCAUGUAAACACAUUCUGCACAUCCUUGUGAGCUCUCUAUGGUGCUUUUUCAUGACUGUUCUAGAUUAGUAGUAUAGUACACUCUAGAAUUUAAGAAUAAAAUGUUGAAUUCAUGUCUAAUACAGGGUCAUACUAUUCAUUUGUUUGAAUAUCUAUUGUAAUUUUGUAAAGGUCUUGAUUUAGAGGCAUCAAGAUGCCGUAUCUUACCACUUCCCACAGACAUUGUAAUACACCAUCAUGUACUAUGUAGAGGUGUCGUGAUCUACUGGAUACGUUGUCCGACUGUGGAUCACAUGGUUCGUGGUUCGAGUCCCUCUGCUGCACUAAUGUCCUUUGGCAAGACAUUAAUCUUCAUUUGCCACUCUCCACCCAGGUGUUAGAUGGUUACAGGUAGGAAGGAAUUCUUUGAAUGCUUUGAGCACCGAUCGGUAGCCUAGCAGAGCCUGGGUAAUAUUGGAGCGCCUUGCGUGGUCGAUCUGUGCACUAAAAUAUUGUUACUUAUUAUUAUUAUUAUUAUUAUUAUUAUUAUUGUUAUUAUUAUUAUUAUUAUUAUUAAUGUUAUUGUUGGUCAUCAUUAAUGAAGACACUGUUUUGCUAUCACAUAACUAGAUGUUGCUCCUAAAAAGACUUUGGGAGUUGGUAUGACGAACCAUGAAUUGACUUUGACUGAUUUACAAAGUAAAGAAGAUUUCCAUUUAUCAUAUAUACAUUAUUAAUAUGUUCUCUAUUUAUUGGUCUGACACGAGAUUACAUAUGAUCAUAAGUUUAAUAAAAUUGGUAUCAAAACAUGUGUAUAUCAUAGGUACUAAUACCAUGGGUUGGAAAGGCAUGCUAAAGUUGGCUACAAUGGCUCUUUCUCUUUUCAAUUUGGUUUAAUUUCAUGAAGGUUUGAAUCUUGGACAUGAUGAGUUGCCUUGUUUGAUGAUCGUAUAGGAAGGAAGUCAUUGAAUGUACAUCUUAUAUCAGCAGUAAUGAAACACACUUUUGGUUUAAAUCAUAUUUUUUUGUUAAUGUUAAGAUUUCUUCAAAGUCAGCACUUACCGCACUUCGUCUUACUGUGAAGAACUUUUCCCCUUCGAAUACAGGUGCAGUGGUCUUCUAUUUAAAUAUGUACUUUUUAUAUUCAUUUUCUUGACAAUCUUGCCUAUGAAUUGUGAGCUUACAUGUAGCUUAAUGCAUGAAAUGUUCAAACCAGAGGUAAUAAGAUAUAUUAGUCAGGUAGCUCCCUCUACGUCAGAGGUAUGUGGAUAGUAUACUAUCUUUCUUGAUCUAAAUGAGAAAACGUGGGAAUCUUAUCUCAAUUUGAUUUUACUUACGAAUACUGUGCAUUAAUGAUACCUUGUCAUGACUACAUUUCAUGUAGAGCAUAUAUGGCUAUGUGCAGUGAAAAUCAACAUGAUUAUAAUAUCCCAUUAUUUUUACCUUUUUUUUCAAUCAAUAUGAUACUGAAAGAGAGGCAAAUGAAGAAAGAAAUUACUGAAAUAUGUGGAAAUUUGUCGUAAUAUGAUUUUUGUUUUGUUUUCGAU
Molecule: messenger RNA, 5668 nt
Organism: Strongylocentrotus purpuratus (purple sea urchin)
Lineage: Eukaryota; Metazoa; Echinodermata; Echinoidea; Camarodonta; Strongylocentrotidae
Product: Y+L amino acid transporter 2
Exons: 10
Coding region: 221-1750 (509 amino acids)
Biological process (GO): amino acid transmembrane transport
Cellular component (GO): membrane
Molecular function (GO): L-amino acid transmembrane transporter activity
Source: RefSeq, a predicted model, not a curated record